Molecule: messenger RNA, 1442 nt
Organism: Macadamia integrifolia
Lineage: Eukaryota; Viridiplantae; Streptophyta; Magnoliopsida; Proteales; Proteaceae
Product: ABC transporter I family member 20
Exons: 7
Coding region: 360-1352 (330 amino acids)
Molecular function (GO): ATP hydrolysis activity; ATP binding
Source: RefSeq, a predicted model, not a curated record
UUGCCGUAUAGAGAGAUGCAGAGAUUGGUGAAAUUAGGUGAGAGAAGUCUGAUGGGUGAGGAUAUGCCACGAGAGAGAGAGAGAGACUAAUGGGUGAGGAGAUGCCACGCUCAUCUUCUUCAAGCUUGACACUUGACCGUCGACAUGGCCGAGUCUGCAACUCGGCUAGCUCCACGAACGAGUCCUGAAUCCGGAUCGUCUCCCCGUAACCCCAACGACCCCCACCAGUCUUCAACUCUUGUCUCGCCAUCGCCCACGAAAGCUUGUAGCCUUCUACUAUUACUCUCUACAACUACUACUGCUACGUGAGAGGAGUUAGAGAGAGAAAAACCUCCAAAGUAGUACGAGACAAAAAAAAAAUGUCAGAGGAAGGGGAGGAGAAGAGACCAAUGGUGGAAAUCAACAAUCUCAAGUUCACAUAUCCCGGCAUCGAUGGCCAUCCUCCACCUGGAUCAACCCCUUUGAUCGAAGGCUUCUCUCUGUCUCUCAAUUCCGGCGAACGUUGCCUUCUCGUCGGUUCUAAUGGAGCUGGAAAAACAACAAUUCUGAGAAUACUUGGAGGGAAACACAUGGUGGAGCGUCACAUGGUUCGUGUUCUCGGCAGAUCUGCCUUCCACGAUACCGCCUUGACGUCGUCCGGCGAUCUCUGUUAUCUCGGCGGAGAGUGGAAGCGAGAUGUUGCAUUUGCUGGCUUUGAGGUUUCCAUUCAAAUGGAUAUUUCUGCUGAGAAAAUGAUAUUUGGGGUUUCAUGUGUCGAUCCUCAAAGGAGAGCCGAACUCAUUAAGGUGUUAGAUAUUGACCUGUCAUGGAGAAUGCACAAAUCAUCUGAUGGUCAGAGAAGACGAGUUCAAAUUUGUAUGGGUCUCCUCAAACCAUUCAAGGUUCUUCUCCUUGAUGAGAUAACAGUUGACCUUGAUGUGCUAGGAAGAGCUGACCUUUUGAAAUUCCUCAGAAAGGAAUGCGAAGAGCGAGGUGCUACAAUUAUAUAUGCAACCCAUAUAUUCGAUGGCCUUGAGGAUUGGCCAUCACAUAUUGUUUAUGUUGCUCAUGGGAAGUUACAAUUAGCAAUGCCAAUGCAGAAGGUUAAGGAGAUGAGCAGUUUGUCGCUUAUGAGAACCGUGGAGAGUUGGCUGAGGAAGGAGAGGGAUGAAGAGAGAAAGAGAAGGAAAGAAAGGAAAGCGAGUGGUCUUUUGGAGUUUGAAAAGCAAGUAGAGGGAAGUCGAGUGAUUGGGGACCCUGCUCGUAGUGGUGUUCGUGCAAUGAAUAAUGGUUGGGCCGCAGGGAGGCUUCACUCUACUAUAGCAGGUGAGGAGAAUUUCUUCUACAGCUCAAACAGCAUUCUGAGGCAGUAGUGGUUUUAGCACACAACAAAUCCAUCAGUAGACUGGUCUCAAUGGAAUUGUGCCUUUUAGUGUUUACAUACUGCUAUUGACGUUGAAAAA